AAGGAUUCCUAAAGACAACAGAACUUGUUGUCGUUUUACUGUGCCAGAGAUAAUUUGCUAGUUGUUAUUUACAAAGAUUCGUUUCAUUUUUAUUUAACAUACAAAGAAUUUUUUUUUGAGUUUUCUCUUUUCAGCUUGAACCUCUGAAUCCGAAGAAUCCGGAAGAAUGUGUUCUGCCAGUUUCAAUCGUUCCGUCACCUCUCUGCUCCAGCAAAAAUUCUUGGACUGAGGACGAACUGAUGGAAUCCAAGUUCAGAAAAGUGAGCUUCUGGAGAACGAAGGCUCGUUUCCUGUUUCGCAUUCUUCUGGCAGUCGGGUUCCUGGUGCAAAGCUGGAAAUUUGUGGAGAUGUACUUCCAGUAUCCAUCGACUGUAGAGCUUGAAGUGGUUCAACCUUCUGAAGUGGAAAUGCCGGCCUUCACAGUCUGUAACAUUAACGAAAUACGAUCCACUCCUUACUGCGAAACAUAUUCAGAAGACUGUGGCAGUCCAGAUUCAGAUCCAGAAUUCUGCAUGGAUUUUCAUGAAUAUUGUCAUCUCGUCAAUAAUUCGAAACAGGUAAGUAGGUUCAGGGACGUCUCCAGAUUUAGACAUCUGUCUAGGUUCGAACAGCAGAUGUUUGGGCAUCAAUACGAAUCCUUUGUUUCUAUGUGCACUGUCGAAACCGAUGACGAAGAAACUAAUUGCACUUCCGAUCCAAUAUUGAUUCCAGCUCUGAGUUUUUCAUACGAAAUUCCUUUCAACUGCUACAUGAUGUAUUCUUUGCACGAAAAGCCCAAUGAAGAACCUUUAACUGUGCCUGUUUCAACUCAGAUUCAUUUAAGGCUGAACUUAGAAGUAUCCGAAUACCAUCCUUCACACCUGUCAAGAGGUGCGCAGCUCAGCAUUCAUUCCCCUUACCAUGUACCCUCCCCAAUAAGUGAAGGGCUGUUCCUCAAUAUGGGCACUGUCUACAGGAUAUAUGUCAGGCUGGCAGAGAAAGUGCUUCUUCCACCUCCGUAUAAGAGCAGCUGCACUGACUAUCUAACGCAGUGGAAAGAAAAUGGAGGAAAAGGUCCCGUCACAGAGAAGAUGUGUAAAGAAAAAUGUAAACUGGAAAUGUCCUUAAAGCUUUAUGGCUGUGCUGAACGCAGAAUUGAUUAUCCUCACAAUGAAACUAUAUGCGAAAAACCCAUACCUAAUUUUGCAAAGAUUGCCCGAGAAGAGUGCGUGCCUGGUUGUACAUCACCUUGCAGGAUGCGGAGAUAUGAAGUACAAGUUCAAGAAGCUAACAGUGAAGGAAGCCGAAGAAGUUGCGCAAAAGCUGCUGAAAGCGACCUGUCGUGCGCAACACUGGUUCAUAUUAUAUUCGAAAAUCUGGAAAUCACUACUUUCACGUAUACACCAAGAUUUGAGCCGAUUGGCAUACUGAGCUUUAUCGGUGGAUACGUGGGCCUGUGGCUUGGCAUCUCCCUGCUGACAGUAUACGAUUUCCUCGAAUUACACUUAUUUAAAUUGGUUUCUAUAGUCAAGAGAAAAUGGCUGUUACGGAAGAGGAGAGUGUCCGAUGUUCCACUUCCGCUCGAAGCCCACCGCAUCCAUCAGAAAUUAAGAAAGAAUUCCGAACACUUCCGAGGUACCUCCAAGACUUCUUUCUGCACCGUCUAUCACACGAAUGCUGUCGUGGCUGAAACACCGAAUACAAAGCAAUAA
Molecule: messenger RNA, 1691 nt
Organism: Argiope bruennichi
Lineage: Eukaryota; Metazoa; Arthropoda; Arachnida; Araneae; Araneidae
Product: degenerin mec-4-like
Exons: 13
Coding region: 240-1691 (483 amino acids)
Biological process (GO): sodium ion transmembrane transport
Cellular component (GO): membrane
Molecular function (GO): ligand-gated sodium channel activity
Source: RefSeq, a predicted model, not a curated record